This is a messenger RNA of Emys orbicularis (European pond turtle), 3387 nucleotides long. It is a transcript of the gene TMPRSS9, whose product is annotated as transmembrane serine protease 9. The transcript is spliced from 19 exons. Gene Ontology annotation, biological process: proteolysis. Gene Ontology annotation, molecular function: protein binding; serine-type endopeptidase activity. The record is from RefSeq and is a predicted model, not a curated record. Lineage: Eukaryota; Metazoa; Chordata; Testudines; Emydidae. Bases 1 to 3387 code for a protein of 1128 amino acids.
AUGGAACAAACGGACCUAGCUCUAAAGCCAGCAGCAGAUAUACAGAGGGUGAGAUUGGCGGCACACAGCACCUGCUGUAAGGUAACCAUCGUGACUGUACUCGUGGGUGGCUUUGUUCUCCUUUCCCUGGGCAUUCUAAUGGCUUAUUGCUCUGCACAAGAGCUCAGCUUUGAGCACACCGUGGAACUGAGAGGAAUUGCAUAUGACAGCAGUUUACAAAGGGAGAACUCGGACUACUCCAGGACGUUGACCCCCACUCUGGAAAGGCUGUUUCUAACCAGCUUCCAGGGCUCUCCGCUGGAAGGGAGCUGUGUUGGCUGCGCUGUCCUGGAGUACAGGAAUGGGAACUCCAGUGUGAUUGUCCAUUUCCGGCUGCACUUCAGCCCUCAGGCUCCCUGGCCUUUAAGCUCCAGUGUGGAGGAAGAGGCCCUCAGAUAUGGGCUGGCUGCAGCACUGAGGGAGCAGGGCAUCCCGCUGGCCACCUAUGGGACCAUCGCCUCGGCCUCUCUCACAGGGCCAAGCGGGGCGUCUCUGUAUGGAAUCGGAUUGAAAUCAGGCAGUUGCCAUGGAAAUGUAUUUGCUUGUCAGAAUAGCCAGUGUGUGUGGAAAGAGAAUCCUGAGUGUGACGGCCGAGCCGACUGCUCCGAUGGCUCUGAUGAGGCAGGCUGUGACUGUGGGAGCCGCCCCACCAUGCAGACAGCCCACAGAAUUGUGGGUGGCACCGAGGCCUCCAGAGGGGAGUUCCCGUGGCAAGUCAGCCUGAGGGAGAACAACGAACACUUCUGUGGUGCAACUAUCCUCACUGAGAAGUGGCUGGUGUCUGCAGCUCACUGCUUCAAUGAGUUUCAGGACCCAGCAGUCUGGGCCGCCUACAUGGGAACCAUCUCCCUCAGUGGCUCAGACAGCAGCACCGUGAAAGCCGGCGUGGGCCGCAUCAUCCCACACCCCUCCUACAACACCGACACCGCGGAUUUCGACGUGGCUGUGCUGGAGCUCGACAGCCCCGUGCCCUUUAACAAGUAUAUCCAGCCUGCGUGCUUGCCAGGCCCUGGGCACCGCUUCCCGGCCGGCAGGAAGUGCCUCAUCUCUGGCUGGGGCUAUCUCAAGGAAGACUUCUUGGUGAAACCAGAGACCUUGCAGAAGGCGACAGUGGAGCUGCUGGACCAGGCCCUGUGCGCCAGCCUGUACAGCCACACUCUCACUGACAGGAUGAUGUGCGCCGGCUACCUGGAGGGGAAGAUCGACUCCUGCCAGGGUGACUCUGGUGGCCCCUUGGUUUGUGAAGAGCCAUCUGGCAAGUUUUUCCUGGCCGGUAUCGUGAGCUGGGGAAUUGGCUGUGCUGAAGCCAAGCGGCCUGGAGUCUACGCCCGAGUGACCCAACUCCGAGACUGGAUCCUUGAUGCUAUCUCCACCUUCCCCAUACCCACAGCCCUCACUGUCCCAACUACACUUCAUAGCACAAACGGCAAUGCUGCCACCAUGGAAGGGAUCAGCAACAGCACCACGAGCAAACACAGACCUGUGUCCACCACCUUAUCAGUGCCUGCUGCCAGCAAGCCAGCUACUGCUUCCCGUCCACAAGAGUGCGGAGGGCGACCUGGGCUUUCAAAACCCAGCAAGAUCGUGGGAGGUAUCGAGGCUUCCAAAGGAGAAAUCCCCUGGCAGGUCAGCCUGAAGGAGGGGUCGAGGCACUUCUGUGGGGCCACUGUCAUUGGGGAGCGCUGGUUGCUGUCGGCAGCUCACUGCUUCAAUCAGACAAAGCUGGAAUAUCUGAAAGCCUACCUAGGUACCACAUCCUUAACUGGCGCAGACGGCAACGCGGUGAAAGUCAGUAUAAAGAAAGUGGUGCAGCAUCCCUCCUACAACCCCAUCAUCCUGGACUUUGAUGUGGCUGUGCUAGAACUGGCCAGCCCCCUUCAUUUCAACAAGUUCAUCCAACCCGUGUGCCUCCCGUUAGCUGUGCAGAAGUUUCCCGUUGGCAAAAAGUGCAUGAUUUCUGGAUGGGGAAACGUCAGAGAAGGCAACAUCACAAAGCCUGAGAGCCUGCAGAAAGCUUCUGUCGGCAUCAUUGACCAGAAGACCUGCAAUGUUCUCUACAACUUCUCCCUCACUGACCGGAUGAUUUGUGCAGGCUUCCUGGAGGGGAGGGUUGACUCGUGCCAGGGGGACUCGGGUGGACCGCUGGCCUGUGAGGAGACCCCAGGCCUGUUCUACCUGGCCGGUGUUGUAAGCUGGGGGAUUGGCUGUGCUCAGGCUAAGAGGCCGGGGGUGUACUCCAGAAUAACCAAACUCAAGGACUGGAUCCUAGAUGCCAUCUCAUCCAAGCCCAACCUCAGCUCUGGAGCAGGCACCUCACCCAGCACGGCAACUGCCAGGACCUCCACCACAAGCAGCUCCCCAGCCCAGCCCAGCAGCAAUGAGGCAACCACCAGCCCAGCCAGCCAAAUUACCACCAAGCCAGCUGCUACCCCCAGGAAAACCACCACUGCUGCUCCAAAGACCACAGGGGCUGCCAGGCCCAGCCAGCUCCCAGUGGUGCCCUGUACCAGCUUCACCUUCAAGUGCUCCAGCAAGAUCUGCAUUGGGAAAGCGAACCCGGAGUGCGACGGUGUCACUGACUGCAGCAACGGCUUUGACGAGCGCAACUGCAAUUGCGGCAAGACCCCUGCCAUGGCCUUCAGCAAGAUCGUGGGUGGCAGCGGAGCGGCCCGGGGCGAGUGGCCCUGGCAGGUCAGCCUCUGGCUGCGGCGGAAGGAGCACAAGUGUGGGGCCGUCCUCAUUGCUGACAAAUGGCUGCUCUCAGCAGCUCACUGCUUCGAUGUCUACAGUGACCCCAAGAUGUGGGUGGCCGUUCUGGGGACGCCCUUCCUGAGUGGCACGGACGGGAGGGUGGAGAAAAUCUUCCGCAUCUACAAGCACCCAUUCUACAAUGUCUACACACUGGACUAUGACGUGGCGCUGCUGGAGCUGGCCACAGCUGUGCGGUUCACCAGCACCAUCAAGCCCAUCUGCCUCCCGGACAAUUCCCACGUCUUCAGGGAAGGGGCCCGCUGUUUCAUCACAGGCUGGGGUGCCACCAAGGAAGGAGGCCUCAUGUCCAAGCACCUGCAAAAGGCUGCAGUAAAUAUAAUUGGCGACCAGGCCUGCAAGAAAUUCUACCCCAUCCAGAUCAGCAGCAGGAUGGUGUGUGCCGGCUUCCCGCAGGGCACCAUCGACAGCUGCUCGGGCGAUGCAGGUGGCCCCUUGGCCUGCAAGGAACCCUCAGGGCGGUGGUUUCUAGCUGGAAUCACAAGCUGGGGCUAUGGCUGUGCAAGGCCUUACUUCCCUGGCGUUUACACCAAAGUCACCGCCGUCCGGGGCUGGAUCGGGCAGAACCUCAAGCUGUGA